Molecule: messenger RNA, 978 nt
Organism: Monomorium pharaonis (pharaoh ant)
Lineage: Eukaryota; Metazoa; Arthropoda; Insecta; Hymenoptera; Formicidae
Gene: bisc
Product: TM2 domain-containing protein CG10795
Exons: 3
Coding region: 143-700 (185 amino acids)
Source: RefSeq, a predicted model, not a curated record
AUCGCGUUGACAGCAGUUGACAGGCGUGUUUCAAAACAGAAGGACAUGGAUGUUGUCGUCCGUCGUCAUCGUCGUCCCGUGAAAACGCGUCAAUCGACGACGGGGUGAUUGCCGAGGUAAACGUCGUGUAAAAUGCGACGGCAUGUCCGACUCGACGCGACUUCUUAGCGGGCUGCUCAUUCUCCUGCCGGCGAUCGCGAUCUGCACUGCCGCGGACACGUAUGAGGUCGACUGCAAUAAUCUGCGAAUGGGCCAGUAUAUCUGUCCGCAUCCCGAUUACGAGUUCAUAGAUCCGAAGACGCAGCAACCGCGCGGCUGCACCAAGGAGAACAAGGCCAAAGUGCUAUGUCUAGCUGCCGAUGGCCUCAUCUGUAUAGAAACGAAGAAUAACACGUUCAAGAAGGACAUACCUUGCAAAUGGACAAAUGGAUAUUCCUUUGAGACAUCCCUGCUGCUGUCCAUAUUUCUUGGUAUGUUCGGUGCCGAUCGAUUUUAUCUCGGAUAUCCCGCCCUGGGCUUACUCAAGCUGAGUACACUAGGAUUCCUCUUUCUCGGUCAAUUCGCUGACGUGAUUCUGAUAGCCACCCAAAUCGUGGGACCGGCGGACGGGUCGCACUAUGUGAUGCCAUAUUACGGUGCAGGCAUCAACAUCAUAAGGAGCAACAAUUUUACAUACAGAGUGCCACAAUAUGAUUGCUGAGAGUAACCGGCGUACCUCAAACACAAAUGAUGAUUUAAAAAAAAAAAAUAUAUAUAUAUAUAUAUGAUAAUUGUAUAAUGUUUGUCGCGCGCGAGCAACGAUGUAUAAAUCCUAGAAGAAUUCUAUUUCAUUAUCUGUAUAAAUAUUUCAAUAUCAAUUAAUCUCUAUAUUCGAAUGUUAACUUGUAAAUAUUCAUCUCUCAACGAAAAAAUAUUGUAUAUAAAGAUUUACGUAAUGCCAGCGAAUGUAAUUAAAUAAUAAACUUCUGUUUUUAUUUC